This is a messenger RNA of Peromyscus californicus insignis, 1920 nucleotides long. RefSeq names its product FKBP prolyl isomerase 8 (gene Fkbp8). The transcript has 9 exons. Lineage: Eukaryota; Metazoa; Chordata; Mammalia; Rodentia; Cricetidae. The coding region runs from base 318 to 1556 and encodes 412 amino acids. Gene Ontology annotation, molecular function: protein binding; peptidyl-prolyl cis-trans isomerase activity. The record is from RefSeq and is a predicted model, not a curated record.
CGGCCGGGUUGGGGGGCUCCCUACAGGCCUGGGGCCGGGGAGACGCUGCGGGAUUCCGUAUUGGGGUCCGCACUUCUGUUUUGCUUCUAUUUUUUCCGAGACAGUCCGAUGUAGUCUACGCUAGUCUCCCAGGCGGCUGUGUAGCUCGGGCUGGCCUUGAACUCCAGGUCCUCUGCCCGUACCUCCCAAGAGCUGGGAUGACAGGCGUGCACUGCCACACCAGGGUUAUGGGGGUGCUGAGCCAACAGCGUGCCUGCUAGGAGAGCGCUCUACCAACUCUUACAACCCUAGCGGUUAGUUCCUGAUCCCCCAGCAGCAUGGCGUCCUGGGCCGAGCCCUCUGAGCCCGCUGCCCGGCCGCCUGCGGGGGUCCCACCACUGGAGGACUUUGAGGUGCUUGAUGGGGUAGAAGAUGCAGAGGGGGAGGAGGAGGAAGAAGAGGAAGAGGAGGAAGAUGACCUAAGUGGGCUGCCACCACUGGAGGAUAUGGGGCAGCUGACAGUGGAGGAGGCUGAGCAGCCGGGAGCCCUGGCUCGGGAGUUCCUGGCAGCCACAGAACCUGAGCCAGCCCCAGCCCCAGCCCCUGAAGAGUGGCUGGACAUCCUGGGGAAUGGAUUGCUGCGGAAGAAGACGCUGGUCCCUGGCCCACCAGGCUCUAGCCGCCCACUCAAGGGCCAGGUGGUGACCGUGCACCUGCACAUGUCCCUGGAAAAUGGCACCCGAGUACAGGAAGAGCCUGAGCUGGCCUUCACGCUGGGAGACUGCGAUGUUAUCCAGGCCCUGGACCUCAGUGUCCCGCUCAUGGAUGUGGGCGAGACAGCCAUGGUCACUGCUGACUCCAAGUACUGCUACGGUCCCCAAGGCAGCAGGAGCCCAUACAUCCCCCCCCACGCAGCCCUGUGCCUGGAAGUCACCCUGAAGAAGGCAGAGGAUGGACCUGACCUGGAGAUGCUGAGUGGGCAGGAGCGUGUGGCUCUGGCCAACCGCAAGCGGGAGUGUGGCAAUGCCCACUACCAGCGUGCUGACUUUGUGCUGGCUGCCAACUCCUAUGACCUGGCCAUCAAGGCCAUCACCUCCAGCGCCAAAGUGGACAUGACCUGUGAGGAAGAGGAGCAGUUGCUGCAGCUGAAGGUCAAGUGUCUGAACAAUCUUGCGGCAUCGCAGCUGAAGCUGGACCACUACCGUGCAGCGCUGCGCUCCUGCAGCCAGGUGCUGGAGCACCAGCCUGACAACAUCAAGGCACUGUUCCGCAAAGGCAAGGUGCUGGCUCAGCAAGGCGAAUAUAGCGAGGCCAUCCCCAUCCUGAGGGCUGCCCUGAAGCUGGAACCUUCCAACAAGACGAUCCACGCGGAGCUCUCAAAGCUGGUAAAGAAGCGUGCUGCACAGAGGAGCACAGAGACUGCCCUGUACCGAAAGAUGCUGGGCAACCCCAGCCGGCUGCCUGCCAAGUGUCCGGGCAAGGGGGCCUGGUCCAUCCCAUGGAAGUGGCUGUUUGGGGCGACUGCUGUGGCCUUGGGGGGCGUGGCUCUCUCUGUGGUCAUUGCUGCCAGGAACUGACUGCCCCCUGCGCACCUGGACCCUGACCUGUGCUCCCCAACUCCCCCAGGCUCCCUGUCCACUGCCCUCCCUGGCCAAACCGCCUCCUCUGGGUUGGGGGGGCAAGGAUUGAGGGUCACGCACCCCAACAAGCAGGAAGGACUAAGGCCCUGAAGGGGGGUGUGGGGUGCAGCCCAGAGGGAGGGGCCCUGUUCCUCCAAACCCAGUUGUCUCUGUUCCACACCCCUGCCCUGGGGGGGAGGUCAGGCCUCGGUUUCUCCCUCUUAGUAGGCCUGGGGGCGGCCCUUACUACUAGUCCUGCCCACCUGCCCUCCUGUCCAGGCCCCACCCCCUCACAGUGAAUGAAAUAAAGCCUCACCCCGCA